UACAUCCGGAUGGCCAUGAUUACACCUCGGAUUUCAUUGAUGGCGUGAAAUACACUGCGGAGUUGCAAGCAUAUGAAGCAACUAGUGAGAUUGCCAAGGGUUUUGGGUUUUAUUUUGUGAGGGCAACGAACAAAAAAAAUAAAAAUGAAGGUACUUGGCGACAUUACUUACAUUGCACUCAUGGUAAGAAGAAGAAGUCGAAGGAACCUGAUCCGAGUAAGGAAAUGAGGCCUCUUACAUCUACUGAAAAGUUGGGGUGUGAGUUUCAGAUAAAGCUUGAGCGGUCCGGUGAUGGAUAUUAGUUGAUCCUAGGGGUGCAAAUACAAAGAAUCCUGGUGCUAAUUUGGGUUUCCACUAUCAUCAGUUGGAGCUAUUUCCGGAGGGAUCAAAGGGAAGGAAUGUUUUGACUAAAGAGGAUAAGCAAUACAUCAGACAGCUGAGAUCAGCCGGUGUCCCACCAAGGGAUAUCCACAAGGCAGUGAAUGAGAGAAAAGGUGCAAAUGGAACACACAACAGAAAGCAGAUUUAUUACGAGUUGCAAAACAUAAGGAAAGAAGAGUUUGGUCAGAUGACAUCCUUAUAGUAUACUUUCCGCGUGGCUCAGGAGAAGGGUUACUAUGUGCAGUAUAUGGACGAUCGUAACGUGCUUACACACUUGUUCCUAUCCCACCCCAAGUCAAUAGUGAUGUUGCGAGCUUGGCACCAUGUGAUCGUGAUAGAUGCAACAUACAAGACCAAUAAGUAUGAUAUGCCUUGGGUUGAGAUUGUCGGCAUGACACUAGUGGGCUUGAACUUUGUCAAUUCAUCUACAAUAGUGUACGACGAGAUGAAGGAGUCGUACCAGUGGCUUCUGACGCAUUUGCAACAUCUUCUUGGCCCCAUUGUUCCAGAUGUGUUUGUCAGUGACAAGGCAGGAGGAUUGGUUGGGACCGUUGGGGUAAUGUUUCCAUCAUCGACUCAUAUAUUAUGUCUUUGGCAUAUAGAUAGGAAUGUGAGAGCGAAGUGUCUAGCGGAGGUGCGGACGACUCAUUGUGGUAUAGAUGCAGCCAAACCGACAGUGGAUCAUAUCAUGGUGUCUUGGCAACGUGCUGUAUAUGCAUUGAUAGAGGAAGACAUGGAUACUACCUUAGACAAUUUCAGACGUAGUUGGGGAGUACAAGGGGUAUUUGGCAGCUGAGUGGUUACCAGUUAGACACAUGUGGGCUAAAUGUUAUACCAAUCAAGUGCAGCAUUUGGGUAACACAAGCUCUAAUAGGGUUGAAGCUGCCCAUUCCUCCUUCAAGAAGUGGCUUCAAUGCACAAACCAACUUCGAGAAUGGGAAGGAGCCGAUCCAUAAUGAUACAAGUUAGAAAUUAUAUUCCUAAUUUCGGGUAAACAUAUUGUAUAACUCUUUGUAUUAAUUUAUUAUGUUAUGUUCUUCAUCUAGAUGGUGCCCCGAAUGUGAAUGCACAAACCAACUUCGAGAAUGGGACGGAGCCGGUGAUCCAUAAUGAUACAGGUUAGAAAUUAUAUUCCUAAUUUCUGGUAAACAUAUUGUAUAACUCUUUGUAUUAAUUUAUUGUGUUAUGCUCUUUGGCUAGAUGGUGCCCCUUGGAGGAUUGCUCGGAUUCCCAAUACUAGUUGGAAGAAUUGCCCAUGGCUACAUUGUUUGGAAUCCUACGUGCAACGACUAGUUCGUGGUUGGCACAACCCUAUUCCAGAUGGACACUGUGGAUUUCGAUCUAUAUCACAAGCAGUUACUGGGGACCAAAGGAAUUGGCCACCAAAUGAGACGCGCUGUUGUAGGGGAGCUUGAAUCCCGUCCUGAGCUUUAUAGAGAGUACUAUGAUGGAAUAACAAAUGGAAUAGAAAAUGUUCUUCGACGUUGCAGGUGGGCAUCAACAAGUGGUUGUGGACCUUCCAAUUGGAUGGAUAAUGUGGAACACUUCGUCUUCGCCACCUUGCAUUCAUGGGCUAUCGUUGUAUACAGUCAAGGUGGUCGUUAUACCGUGCUACCUGUGAUGGCCCCACCACGAGUAACAAGACCACGUGGGAUCUUAUCACUACAUUUUACGCGGGAUCAUUGGGUGCGACUUGACUUUCGACAUGGUCAAGUGCCCAUGCCUCCAAUUAAUGGCCUUUGGCCUAUUUUUCAUGACCCUAGUGUCAAUGGGUGGGAUCAAUUCUUCUUACAUGAGCGUGCACUUUAUGAUAGUUUAAACCCACGGGGAUUACGAUUGGAAGUAUAUUUACGAAUUGUAUAACUCUCUAUUAUUGAAACAUUUAGUAAUCUACCAUGUUGAUUAACUAUUUUAGCAAUGCAUUGAAUGUAACUAAAGUACAAAACACAAUCGUCUCAAUUCAACUACAAACGAUGACAAAUAAAAAACACAAUCGUCUCAGUUCAACUACAAACGAUGACAAAUAAAAAACACAACAGUCUCAGUUCAACUACAAACGAUGACAAAUAAAAAACAGAAACGGAAGUGAUAAACAUCUAAUGAGGCGGCUGCCCUACCAACUGGUCGUACAACUUGUGAACUCAAGCUAUCAUAUCGUAGAACUUACCACCGUCCUCCUCAAACUUACUCCGGUCCCUUGUCUGCAACACGGGACCUAAACGAUCCACAAUCUGCUCUCUCAACUUUAAAUAGAAAACAAUGUUAGAA
Molecule: messenger RNA, 2649 nt
Organism: Linum trigynum
Lineage: Eukaryota; Viridiplantae; Streptophyta; Magnoliopsida; Malpighiales; Linaceae
Source: the annotation of a GenBank genome assembly